Messenger RNA from Choloepus didactylus (southern two-toed sloth), 1843 nucleotides. It is a transcript of the gene C18H17orf58, whose product is annotated as chromosome 18 C17orf58 homolog. Gene Ontology annotation, molecular function: protein binding. The record is from RefSeq and is a predicted model, not a curated record. The transcript has 4 exons. NCBI's taxonomy places the organism in Eukaryota, Metazoa, Chordata, Mammalia, Pilosa, Megalonychidae. The coding region runs from base 59 to 1060 and encodes 333 amino acids.
GAGAAAGAAAGCAAAAGCCCAGGCUCAGUUUUACAGCCUGGGAACCCUGUCCACAAAAAUGACAGCUAGAGCUUUCUGGCUUCUCUGUUUGAUCGUUGGAUCAUCUCCUGAAGCCCCAGUGGCAGAGCGAAAAGUCUCCUCGCCCCAAGACAGGAAGACUGAUCCCAGUGGCAGCCCGACGGCGGAGGAGACACCAGGACCCCCAGCGCAGCGGGUCUCCGAGGCCCCGCGACGGCCGCGCGCAGCUGAGGCCAACCCCCGCCCUUGGCCCGACCCGCGGCGCCGGAAGCCCCCGCCGCCUGCGGAGAACCGCGCCGGCUUCCGGGAGGCCGCGCGCGCACCCUGGGGCCCGCCGGGCCCGCGCCUCGAGUCGGCCGGGAACCGCGCGUCGCCGCACCGCGUACCCGCGGCCGAGAGCUCCUCGCGGCGCGCGCGCGCCAAGGCUCUGCGCUUCUCGGCCGCGCGGCUGCCCGCGCGCGCUGUCGAGAACUCCGCCGGCCCCGCCCACCCGAACCGGCCGCGCGCCGCCGCCCCGCCCCCAGGACCCGCGCCAGCGGCGCAGCUGCAGCGCCUCGAACCGCCAUUGGGGGCCACGGAUCCCAGCCCUGAGUUCUGCGCGCGCGCCUGCAGGGUGGACCUGGAGGAGCGCGAGUCCUACUGCGGGAGCGAAUUCGCAGUGAACGGAAUCGUGCAUGACGUGGACGUGCUCGGCAAAGGGAUCCAGCUGGUGACUCUGCUGGUGGAUCGGGAUGGGCUGUACAAGAUGAACCGCCUGUACAUCACUCCUGAUGGUUUUUUCUUCCGAGUCCAGAUAUUAGCCCUAGACUCCUCCAGUUGCAAUAAGCCAUGUCCAGAAUUUAAACCUGGCAGCAGGUAUAUUGUGAUGGGCCACAUCUACCAUAAGAGACGGCAGCUCCCUACAGCUCUGCUGCAGGUCCUGCGAGGGCGCCUUCGACCGGGAGAUGGCCUGCUCAGGAGCAGCAGCAGCAGCUAUGUGAAAAGAUUUAACCGAAAAAGGGAUGAUCAAGUUCAAGGUGCAAUUCAUACCCGAUGCAUUUGAAACUACCAUAAUGGCAUUUAUGGAUCUGGAAUUUGGCGAUUUGGAAUUCAGCAAAAAGACAUGAAAGGACUAUCUUCAUAUAAUGGGGUCUUCCUUUAGAAUUGGGUCCACAGCUCCUUUAUGAACUACUUGCAUAGUUCAAUUCAUAUUCAAGUUGGCACUGUUUCAUAUUUAAAAAUGCUUUGCUUUUUGCAAAUGUUAAUGCUUCUGAGCUCAGAGGCAGUUAUUUCAACAACAGUACCAGACAGCAAUUCACACAGCUCAGAUAACUGACCUGUCUGGUUAACAGAUCACUGCUUCAUGGUUAAGUUUAUUUUUAGUUAUUUUAAUUUAAAUACAUUCUCCAGUAGAAAUAGUUCACAAAAAGCAUUUCCUUGAAUUUAAAUAUACAACUCUGAAGUUUAUAUCACGUAUCAAGCCAAAUUUUAUAUUCAAACCAUCACAUUUUAAAUUCUGUACAACAGUAAGCACACUAAUCAGACAUUUAUGUAUGAAAUGUCAUUUAUAUAAAACACUGGGGUCAGAGCCCAUAUAAGUAUUAAAAUUUUACAUUUAAAGAGUACUAAAGGGCUUAAUUCAAGCAAAAUAUUAUUCAAGCAAGUGUUACUGAUGUACCAAAAUUAAAGAUAUAUUUUCAUGCCUCCCUACUCUAACUUAUAUAUUAUGCUGAACUGGGUGUUAUCCCAAUGCUAAAUGUAUUCUGCAUGUACCUGAUGUCAUUUUUUUAUUAAGAUGAAGUACCAUGUUUGUUUGGAAAGCAGUAAAUCUUGCCUGGAAAUCAGA